GCCGUAGACUACGGUACGACUUCGCCGGCUAAAUAGCCAUUGACUUGUUUUCUUUAUCAAAUUUGUUCUGGGUGAUGCUGCGCUGCUUUAAAAGUGCUCUUUGUGAUUUUUCUCCUGUUCUAUUCUGCCAUCAAAGAACAUUUUUGCAAUCAGUGUUGAAUUCUGAUUCUGUUAUGGAUCCUGCUAAAAGAAAAUCUGAUGUAAUAGAAAAUGAAAACUCAUCUUCAAGUGAAGCAAAGAAGCUUAAAAUAACAGAAGAUGCACCCAUUGAUGAUAUAAUUAAAAAGGCUGUAGAGACUUCAAACCGUGUUAGAAAACCAAAGAAAGCAGUUAUUCUUAUGUCUUAUCUUGGAAAAGAAUUUUAUGGAAUGCAAAGGAAUUCUAACGUUUCUACUGUGGAAGAAGAGUUGUUAAAAGCACUUUUAAAGGCUAACAUCAUUCUUCAAGGAGAAUUUGACUAUCCUAAAACAAUGAAGUUUCAAAGAGCUGCUCGAACAGAUAAAGGGGUAUCUGCUGUGAGGCAAAUUGUUUCAUUGAAACUUCCUUUGAAAGAAAUUAAUGAGACCUUUGCUGAGAAAGUAAAUAAAUGUUUACCUGCUGAAAUUAGAAUAGUUGCUGUGAAAAGAGUUACUCAGUCCUUUGAUGCUAAAAUCGCAUGUGAUGCCAGAACAUAUUCAUACAUGCUGCCUACUUUUGCUUUUGCAAAAGAUAUUCAAGAUAAUGUGGAAGAUUAUAGAAUAUCUGGUGAAUGUAUUGAAGAUGUCAAUGCUUUCCUUAAGAAUUAUAUUGGAACACACAAUUUUUACAACUUUACAUCUGGCAGAUUGGCUGGAGAUCCUAGCUGUAAAAGGUUUAUAAUGUCCUGUGAAUGUGGCCCUCCUUUUGAAUCAUUCGGACUGGAGUUUUCUGUAAUUAAAGUCAAAGGACAAAGCUUCAUGCUGCAUCAAAUACGAAAAAUGGUUGGUUUGGCCAUUGCUUAUAUGCGAAAUUUAGCUGAUUUAAAUGUCCUGCAAAAAUCUUGGUCAUCUGAUAGGAUUGAUAUUCCUAAAGCACCAGGACUAGGUUUAAUGUUGGAAGAAUUGCAUUAUGACUGGUAUAAUACAAAAUAUGGCUCAGAUGGUAUGCACCAAUCCUUAACAUGGAAUGAGUAUGAAGAAAUUGUCAAUUCAUUCAAGAUGGAAAAAAUAUGUGCCAAUAUUGCUAAAACUGAAAGAGAAGAAAAAUCUAUGAUUCAGUGGCUGGAGACCUUGCCUCAUCAUAGUUAUGAUGUGAGAGAAGAUGGACCACCUACAACACUGCCUACUAAAGAAGAAGCAAAAGACUCUGAUUCAAAUUCUUCAAACUGCAAUCAAAAUUCUUCAGAAAAUAGUAGAUUAGACUCUAAUGCUGUAUAUUGCAAGGACUUAAAUUCAGACUUAAAAGAAUCAAAAGAGAAUGAAAUAAAAUGUGAAUGUUGA
Uloborus diversus is the source of this 1457-nucleotide messenger RNA. It is a transcript of the gene Pus1, whose product is annotated as pseudouridylate synthase 1 homolog. NCBI's taxonomy places the organism in Eukaryota, Metazoa, Arthropoda, Arachnida, Araneae, Uloboridae. Gene Ontology annotation, molecular function: pseudouridine synthase activity; RNA binding. Gene Ontology annotation, cellular component: nucleus. The record is from RefSeq and is a predicted model, not a curated record. Gene Ontology annotation, biological process: mRNA pseudouridine synthesis; tRNA pseudouridine synthesis. The transcript has 11 exons. The coding region runs from base 75 to 1457 and encodes 460 amino acids.